Molecule: messenger RNA, 1658 nt
Organism: Theobroma umbraticum
Lineage: Eukaryota; Viridiplantae; Streptophyta; Magnoliopsida; Malvales; Malvaceae
Source: RefSeq, a predicted model, not a curated record
CCGGUGCCAUUCCCUUCGCCUGCCUAGACAUUUACGAGAGCGACUCCCUCUUUCUUUUCUUUUCCUCUUUUCUUCUCUUCCCCUUCCUUCCACCACCAAUUUCCUCUCUUUCUUGCAAAAACUUAGCCACCAUUCUUCACAAAGUGCAAGGUCUCCUCCACUCCAAAAACUGUAUAAAUACCUCAAAGUCUAUACUAUCCGUAUCAUCCGUCUCUCUCUAAUAAAAAAAACAUUUUUUUUUGUUUCUCUAAUUAUCCAUUGAAUAAGGUAAUUUUAAUUCAAUAAUUCUCAUUUAAUUUUAGUUUUGUUUGUAUUCAUUAUGCAUUCAUGUUUUUGUCUUCUGCAAUAAGUGACAUGAAAAAUAAAUAAUCUUUACUAAAUUGAAUCUGGAAAUAUUGAUUUAUUUUGUAUUUAAUGUGUUAUUUUUGAUCUGGGUGUUUUUAUUCUUCCAAAGGUGUUAGAUUAAGUUUUAAUGGACUGUGAUUUUUAUGGAUUAGAUAGAUUCCAGCUUCACAGGUCGCUGAAGACUCUGUUUUCUUUCUUUUUUUUUUGUUGGAAUGGUUUUUACGCUGCUUCUUUACUUGUUGAUGUUUUCUAGAGUAAGACUUUUUUUUGAGUGGGUUUUACUUUGCCUUCUUGCUUGUUGAUGUUUUGUAGACUAAGACUUUUAGAGUAAGAUUUUUUUUUGAGUGGUUUUUACUUUGCUUUCUUGCUUGCUGAUGUUUUCUAGAGCAAGACUCAAUUAAAUGAUAGCUACAGCACGCAUUAGUUUUAGAUGUCGUAUAAUGAAAAUACCACACAUGCAUUGACAAAUCAAAUAAUACCAAACAUAUACUGGACAAAUGUCAUCCAAAAAGAGUCUCAACGUGGGCUUGCUUUUAAGUAUGUUAUAGAUAGUUAAGUGCAUCAUUAGAUUGAAAACAUAUGGAGUAUACUGACAAAACAAAAAAAGCCAUCGCUGCCUCCUCAGCCAUUUUGUUUCUUUAACUGGCCAACUAACACUUCUGGAAACAUAAAUAACCACUUCGAUUAUUUCAGCCCUUCUACCUGCUCCUUGUUUUCUCCGAUCUCUGUCUCGGAAGGCAAAGCGCUUUUCGCGUCUUACCAUGGAGAUGAAAAAAUGCACUGCCCCUACUAUCUUCUUGCUAAACCUGGUCAACUACUUCAAGUUCUUGUUCAAAGAGGCAUUCACUCAUCUGGGUCUGCUCAAGCCACCACCAGAACUAGAAGAAGAUUAUUAUUCUGCUACUUGUUGUAACGCUUAUGUUCUAGUGAUGGAUGGUCGAUCUCGCUCACUAGUUCCAGUACCAAUCCAAGUUGUAACAGCGAUGAUUAAGAAGAGCCUACCGGUUCUUGAGUAUGGCACCUUCAUCGAAAGAUUUGGAGAUGAUAAGCAAGUGGAGAACAAUACGAUUUGCACUGUGUGCUUGGAUUCUAUGGAGAAAAGUGAGGAGAUCAGAGCGCUUUGCAAGUGUUGUCACGUGUUUCACAAGGAGUGCCUUGAUACAUGGGUAAAUGAGGGUCAGGUUACAUGUCCUUUGUGUAGAUCCACGUUGUAUCCAGACUGGAUAGAUUGGACGGCCAAGUUAGGUUCAUGAAUCAUGUAGAAUUUUUGUGUCAAACUUCUAAUUAUGCAAUAGAUAUUAACUUUAGUGCUA